AUGUCUUCUGAUCACUGUCCUUUGCUAUUUGAAAAUGAUCCGCCGAUGUCUAGAGGGGGAAAUUGGAGAAGGAAGAGAAGAUUCUUGUUUGAAGAUAUGUGGUUAACUCAUGAAGGGUGUAGGGGUGUGGUAGAACGGCAAUGGUUGUUUGGAGUUAAUUCUGUUGUUGGUAAAUUGGAACAGGUGGCGGGUGGAUUAAAAAGAUGGAAUCAGGAAACUUUUGGUUCUGUUAAGAAGAAGGUGGCCUCUCUGCGUGAGGAGCUUGAUGUCUUGCAACGUCAACCUCCUACUUCUAAUAUAAUUUGUAAAAGAAACGAAGUUGAAUGUUUGCUUGAUGGGGUUUUGGAGAGGGAGGAGUUGUUAUGGAAGCAACGAGCUAGAGUCUCUUGGUUCAAAUGUGGUGAUAGAAACACCCAGUUUUUUCAUCAAACGGCGAAGCAAAGAGGGAGAUCAAAUCGAAUCUGUGGAAUCUUGGGAGAAGACAAUCGAUGGAGGUCUGAUGUGACUGAUAUUGGAUGUGUUUUUGUCUCUUAUUUUCGUAAUUUGUUCACAGCUGGAGGGGGUUCUAUGGAUGAAACUAUUUUUGAAGCUGUCACUAGUAGAGUGGAUGCAACGUCCAAAAAGAGUCUUGAUCAAGUGUAUAGAAGGGAGGAGAUUGAGUUGGCUCUGAAGGACAUGAACCCUUCAAAAUCUCCGGGUUCUGAUGGUAUGCCUGCAAGAUUUUUUCAAAAAUUCUGGAAUAUUAUUGGUAAUGAUGUGGUGGAUGUGUGUUUGCGCUUCCUUAAUGGAGAUGGUUCAAUUGCUGAGUUCAAUCAUUCUCUUAUUGCCUUAAUUCCAAAAGUGCAAAACCCAAAGAAGGUUACGGAGUAUCGACCAAUUAGCUUAUGUAAUGUGGUGUAUAAGCUAGUUUCGAAGGUUCUUGCCAAUAGAUUGAAGUCUGUUUUACCGGAAGUAAUUGCUGAGAAUCAAAGUGCAUUUAUGUCUCAACGGCUCAUUCAUGAUAAUAUUAUUGCAGCUUUUGAAAUAAUUCAUUGCUUGAAGAGAAGAGGGAAAGAUAGUCGCCAAAAGAUUGCUCUUAAGUUGGAUAUGACAAAGGCCUAUGAUCGAGUUGAAUGGGGUUUUUUGCAGCGUAUGAUGGAGGUUAUGGGGUUUCCUGACAGAUUUGUUUUCCUAAUUAUGGAUUGUGUUAAAUCUGUGACUUAUUCAGUUCUGCUGCAAGGAGCUCCUUUUGGUAAAAUAAAGCCUUCGCGUGGUUUGAGACAAGGGGAUCCUAUUUCGCCGUAUUUGUUUUUGAUUGUUGCGGAAGGUUUAUCAGCUCUGAUCAGAAAAGCUGAGCGUGAACAACAAAUUCACGGUGUUGCUAUAGCUAGAGGUGCACCUUCAGUCUCUCAUUUGUUCUAUGCAGAUGACAGUCUAUUAUUUUGUGAUGCUACAGUAACAGAUUGUAUGGCUUUAAAGAAUAUUUUCUCUACUUAUGAAGCGGCCUCGGGACAAAAGAUUAAUAAAGAUAAGUCGGCGAUUUGUUUCAGUCCUAAGUCUCCAGCAGCUAUAAAGGAAGCUUGCAGUGCUAUUUUAGACAUGCAGGUUGUGCCAUGUCAUGAACGUUACCUUGGCCUUCCAACUGUUACUGGUAAGGACAAGAAAAAGUUAUUUCAAUCCUUACCAGAUAGAGUUUGGAAUCGGGUGCAUGGCUGGGAAGGGAAGCUGCUAUCUAAGGCUGGGAAAGAGGUACUUAUUAAAAUCGUGGCACAAGCAAUUCCUAAUUACACGAUGAGUGUAUUUCAGUUGCCGGCAGGGACUAGUGAUGCGAUUAAUAAAUGUGUGGCAAGAUUUUGGUGGGGGAAGGAAGGUGGUAAGGGUAUACAUUGGCGGCGGUGGAGUGAUCUAUGUUUCAGCAAAAAGGAUGGUGGUUUGGGAUUUAGAGAUUUAUCUCUAUUUAAUCAGGCUCUAUUAGGGAAGCAGGGAUGGAGGUUAAUGAUGUAUCCUGAUUCUUUGGUUGCUCGUAUGUUGAAAGCAAAGUAUUUUCCGUGGGAUGAUUUUAUGGAGGCUGAGCUUGGAUCAAGUCCAUCUUAUUUAUGGAGAUCCUUUUUAUGGGGUAGAGAGUUGCUUCGGAAGGGGGUUAGAUGGAGAAUAGGAGAUGGGAAGGAAGUUAGAGUGUUUAUUGAUCCAUGGGUGCCAGGUCUGCCCAGUUUCCGUCCAAUUUUGAGGCAGGGUGCUCCUUUGUUCUUACGGGUUUCAGACUUGUUACACAAUAACGGAGGCUGGAAUAUGGAGGCACUUAAUUAUUGGUUUACUGAUGAUGAGUGUGAGGCUAUUAGUAGUAUCACCGUGGGAGCUACAAGACGUCCUGAUGUGUAUAUGUGGAAUUAUUGUAAGAAUGGCAGAUACACAGUGAAAAGUGGAUAUUGGCUAGCAUGUGAGGAGAAUAGAGAGGAGGCGGCGAACAUUGUUCUUGCUCCUAGAAAUUUCUGGAAGCAUUUAUGGAAGCUCAAACUGCCUCCAAAAAUUAAUCACUUUCUAUGGAGAUGUUCUAUGGGGUUUAUCCCUUGUAUGGAGGUCUUACUUUGGAAACAGAUUGCUCAUUCAGCGAGUUGUUUGAGAUUCCAGCAGGGCAGGGAGUCGCCUGUACACGCAACAUGGGGUUGUUCGUGCUGUGUUGCGGUGUUCGAAAGGGCGGGUUUUUACUCAAAGUUGUCAUCUGGUCAGUUCCCUUCUUUUAUUCAUUUGUUACAUCAUGCUUUUUCUACUCUCGAUGAGGAGGAGUUGCAGUUUUUUGCUGUGUUGUUGUGGUUAAAUUGGCAUGAGCGGAACAAUUUUUAUCAUGAGCGGAACAAUUUUUAUCAUAAGGGAGCUGUUGUGCCUUCAGAUAUCAUAUAUGAGAAUGGGGUGAAGUUUCUGAAGUGUUUCAAAGAGGCUUUGGGCUGCCGGGCUGGAGUGGAAUUUAAUGCAGUGGAGGAGGUGGUUCCGGGUAGUUUACGGAGGUGGCAGGCCCCUAGAAGUGGUCAGCUAAAGGUUAAUUGUGAUGGAGCAGCAAAUUUUAAGGAUAGAUGUUUUGGUGGUGGGACAAUUAUAAGGGAUGAGUUUGGUUCCUUAAUUGUGGCUGGUGGAAAAAAUUUCCAACAUCCCGUGUCUUCUUUGGUGGCUGAAUUACUUGCUAUCAAAGUUGGCCUGGAUUUGGUGGUAGAACGAAGGCUUAGAAAUGUAAUGGUGGAGUCUGAUUGUUUGGAGGCUAUUCAUCUUCUUAACUCUAAAGAGAGAUGUUUGGCUCCUGAGGGAGGUCUGGUUGAAGAUAUUCAAAAUACUAUGGCUCUUGUCAAUAUUUCUUCCAUCUAUCAUGUUCGACGUGAAGGAAAUACGGCUGCUCAUGCAAUUGCAAAGUUUGUAGCCCGAAAUAAUGGGCGUUAUGUUUGGUUAGAGGAUGGGCCUGAUUGGCUCAUGUCACUUAUCUAUCAUGAUAAGACUUUAGCCGGUUUUUCAGUUAGAGAGUUAAGUACUGUUUCUCUUUCUGAUUCUAGGGAGUUUGGAGAGUCUUAUUUGUGUCAUUUUCAUGAUUGUAAUGUUUCUGUUUAA
Molecule: messenger RNA, 3570 nt
Organism: Rosa rugosa (rugosa rose)
Lineage: Eukaryota; Viridiplantae; Streptophyta; Magnoliopsida; Rosales; Rosaceae
Exons: 1
Coding region: 1-3570 (1189 amino acids)
Molecular function (GO): RNA-DNA hybrid ribonuclease activity; nucleic acid binding
Source: RefSeq, a predicted model, not a curated record